This is a messenger RNA of Daucus carota subsp. sativus, 3651 nucleotides long. Its product is annotated as phospholipid-transporting ATPase 3. Gene Ontology annotation, biological process: phospholipid translocation; Golgi vesicle budding. The transcript is spliced from 27 exons. The coding region runs from base 1 to 3651 and encodes 1216 amino acids. Gene Ontology annotation, cellular component: trans-Golgi network; plasma membrane. Gene Ontology annotation, molecular function: magnesium ion binding; ATP hydrolysis activity; ATPase-coupled intramembrane lipid carrier activity. The record is from RefSeq and is a predicted model, not a curated record. NCBI's taxonomy places the organism in Eukaryota, Viridiplantae, Streptophyta, Magnoliopsida, Apiales, Apiaceae.
AUGGCCGGAUGGAAAUAUAGCAGACUAGGAAACACCGAGAUUCUUGGCGGUUUAACAACGUCUCGAACCAUUCAACUCGGCCGUGUCACACCUCAGGUUCCUGGUAAUCGUACUGUCUAUUGUAACGAUCGUGAAGCCAACGCUCUUGCCAAGUUUAAGGGAAAUUCCAUAUCAACCACAAAGUACAACUUAUUGACAUUUCUUCCGAAAGGGCUAUAUGAACAGUUUAGGAGGCUGGCUAACUGCUACUUUCUUAUGAUUUCCAUGUUAUCCUUCACACCUGUCAGCCCUGUGAGUCCGUAUACAAAUGUUGCUCCAUUAUCUAUUGUACUCAUAGUCUCUCUUAUUAAGGAGGCUUUCGAGGACUGGAAACGUCUUCAAAAUGACAAGUCAAUAAAUAAUUCUGCUAUAGAUAUGUUACAAGGACAAAAUUGGGAAUCUGUGCCUUGGAAGAAACUACAAGUUGGAGAUAUUGUGAGAGUUAAGCAGGAUGAAUUUUUUCCAGCUGAUUUGUUAUUCCUUGCCAGUACCAACCCAGAUGGUGUUUGCUACAUUGAGACUGCGAAUUUGGAUGGUGAAACAAAUUUAAAGAUUAGAAAAGCGCUAGAGAAAACAUGGGAUUUUUUGACUCCUGAUAUAGCCUCUGAAUUUGAUGGCGAAGUACAAUGUGAGCAACCAAACAACUCGUUAUACACUUUCUCAGGCAAUUUGAUAAUACAAAAGCAAACAUUACCACUUAGUCCCAAUCAGAUUCUACUGCGGGGAUGCAGUCUGAAGAACACAGAGUACAUAGUUGCAUCUGUUAUCUUUACCGGGCCAGAAACAAAGGUGAUGAUGAAUUCCAUGAAUGUUCCUUCUAAAAGAAGUACACUGGAAAAGAAACUCGACAAAGUGAUUAUCGCUCUCUUUUGCCUUCUCUUUUGCAUGUGUCUUAUUGGGGCCAUAGGCAGUGCUGUGUUUGUGGAUGACGAUUAUUUCUAUCUGAAUCUUAAGACUAAAAGACAAGGUGAACUCGACCAGUUCAACCCAAACAACAGGCUUAAGGUUGCUGCCCUGGGUAUGUUUACUUUGAUUACUCUGUAUUCGCCAAUCAUCCCUAUUUCCCUUUAUGUUACUGUCGAGACCAUCAAGUUUAUCCAGUCUUCCAACUUUAUUAACAAUGACUUGCAUAUGUACCAUUCUGCAACGAAUACCCCAGCCUUAGCACGUACGUCAAAUCUUAAUGAAGAACUUGGACAGAUAGAAUACAUAUUCUCAGAUAAAACGGGAACAUUAACAAGAAACUUGAUGGAGUUCUUUAAAUGUUCUAUUGGAGGGGAGAUGUAUGGAGCUGGUGUCACUGAAAUUGAGAUGGGAGGGGCUCGCCGGAAUGGCAUAAUUCUUGAAGAGGGGGAGAAAUCGUCAAAUACGAUAUUUGACAAGGGUUUCAACUUUGACGAUGCGAGGCUUAUGCGAGGUGCUUGGAGGAAUGAACCAAAUUCUGAUGCUUGCAAGGAAUUUUUCAGAUGCCUCGCAAUAUGUCAUACUGUACUUCCUGAAGGUGAAGAGACUCCUGAAAGAAUUCGUUAUCAAGCUGCUUCUCCUGAUGAGGCUGCUUUGGUGUCUGCAGCAAAGAACUUCGGCUUCUUUUUCUACAGGCGUACACCUACUAAGAUCUUUGUUCGUGAAUCGCAUGUUGAAAAGAUGGGACAGAUUGAAGAUGUUUCAUAUGAGAUCCUAAAUGUCCUCGAGUUUAACAGUACAAGGAAGCGCCAAUCAGUUAUAUGUCGUUAUCCAGAUGGAAGGCUUGUAUUAUACUGCAAGGGUGCUGAUACAGUAAUCUACGAGCGGUUGGCUGAUGGGGGUGAUGAUUUGAAAAAAAGAACCCGAGACCACAUGGAACAAUAUGGAGCUGCUGGAUUGCGAACCCUUUGCCUGGCCUACAGAGAUUUAAAUCAAGAGAUGUAUGACAGUUGGAAUGAGAAGUUUAUUCAAGCAAAAUCUUCUUUAAAGGACCGUGAGAAAAAAUUGGAUGAGGUGGGGGAACUGAUAGAAAAGAAUUUGAUACUAAUGGGAUGCUCUGCCAUAGAAGACAAGCUUCAAGAAGGGGUACCGACAUGCAUCGAAACUCUCUCUAGGGCUGGAAUCAAGAUUUGGGUGUUAACAGGAGACAAGAUGGAAACAGCGAUAAAUAUAGCUUAUGCAUGUAAUCUAAUUAAUAAUGACAUGAGGCAGUUUGUUAUCAGUUCAGAAACUGAUGAAAUUAGAGAAACCGAGAGCAAAGGUGACCAAGUGGAGAUAGCACGUUGCAUUAGAGACACAGUGAAAAAUGAAUUACACAAAUUUCAUGAUGAGGCCAAACAGUACCUUCAGGCAGCAACUGGCCCAAAGUUAUCUCUUCUAAUUGAUGGAAAAUGUCUUAUGUAUGCCUUGGACCCAAGUUUACGAUCAAUGCUCUUAAAUUUGAGCAUGAACUGUAGCGCAGUUGUUUGUUGUCGUGUCUCUCCUCUACAAAAAGCACAGGUGACAAGACUGGUCAGGAAAGGUGCACAGAGAAUCACACUUAGUAUUGGUGAUGGUGCAAAUGACGUAGGGAUGAUUCAAGCUGCUCAUGUUGGCGUUGGAAUCAGUGGGAUGGAAGGAAUGCAAGCUGUGAUGGCCAGUGAUUUUGCAAUUGCCCAGUUUCGCUUUCUUACAGAUUUACUUCUUGUUCAUGGACGGUGGUCAUAUCUUAGAGUAUGCAAGGUUGUGUCCUACUUUUUUUAUAAAAAUCUCACAUUUACGCUGACUCAAUUUUAUUACACCUUUCAAACUGGAUUUUCUGGACAAAGAUUUUAUGAUGACUGGUUUCAGACUCUAUAUAAUGUUAUUUUCACAUCCCUUCCUGUAAUCUUCGUUGGACUUUUGGACAAGGAUGUUAGUGCAUUCCUUUCCAAAAAGUAUCCAGAAUUAUACAAAGAGGGGAUAAAAAAUACUUUCUUCAGAUUCAGGGUUCUGGGUAUUGUUGCUUUCUUCUCAGUUUAUCAGUCAGUAAUCGUGUACAGAUUUGUAAUCUCGUCCAGUACUGAAAGUGUGACUUCAUCCGGGAAGAUGUUUGGGCAGUGGGAUGUCAGUACUAUGGCCUUCACUUGUGUUGUGAUUACUGUGAAUUUGCGUCUUCUGAUGACGUGCAACAGAAUUACCAAGUGGCAUCAACUAAGCGUUGGGGGAAGCCUCUUAGCGCUGUUUUUGUUUAUUUUUGUGUAUUCAUUCUUUUUUACUUACAAGGGUAUAUUUUACACCAUCUUCCUGUUGAUGAGUACAUUCUAUUUUUAUCUCACACUUUUUCUUGUUCCCAUUGCUGCACUGCUUGGCGAAUUCUUAUACCAGGGGGUUCAGAGAUGGUUUUUCCCCUAUGAUUAUCAGAUCGUUCAGGAAAUCCACAGACAUGAGCCUGACAAUGCUGGCUCCGCAUUACUGGAGGUAGGCACUAAGCUGACACCAGAAGAAGCAAGGAGCUUUGCGUUUGCUCAACUACCAGGGCAGAGCUCCAGGCACACUGGAUUUGCAUUCGACUCUCCAAAUUACGAGUCAUUUUUUGCUUCACAGCACGGUGUUAGUGCCCCUCAUAAGGCUUGGGAUGUUAUCCGAAGAGCAAGUAUGAAGCAUCGUAAGGCGCCUAAACAUCGUUGA